AAAAACAUAACCGGAGCUUCCUCAACCCCACAUCAGCUCAGACCUCUCCAUCUCCAUCAACGCUAUUCAACGUCACGUCACACUUCAAUUGUCAAAGCACACGCAAUUCACCAUGGCCGCUGCCUGUAUAUUCUGCAAGAUCAUCAAGGGCGACAUCCCUUCGAUGAAGAUCUUCGAAAGCGACAAGACCUUCGCAUUCCUCGACAUCUCCCCUCUAAGCAAAGGCCAUGCUCUCGUCAUCCCCAAAUUCCACGGCGCAAAACUCCACGACAUCCCCGACGACCAGCUCCACGAGAUCUUGCCCGUUGCGAAGAAGAUUGCGCUAGCGGUGGGGGCGGAGGACUACAACAUACUGCAGAACAAUGGGCGGAUUGCGCACCAGGUGGUUGAUCAUGCCCACUUCCAUAUCAUCCCGAAACCAAAUGAGAAGGAGGGAUUGAGUAUUGGAUGGCCGGCUGAGGAUGUGGACAAGGACAAACUGGCGAAGCUGCUGGAGGAGAUCAAGGCGAAGAUGUAAGGACUGGAAUUGGGCCGGAUGCUGGACAUGGAGUAUACUUGAGAGGAGUGGAUGGGAAGGACCAUGCCACAAGAAUGGGGCGGCUCUCGAAAAGUCGGCGAUACACGGCUAUCUAAGGCCCAAAAAUCAGAAGAAGUAUCAAUUUAUCACUCUGUCCAUUCACAAUAUAGCAGUCGCGACGCUGUAAAUCAGGCCACUGAGUUGGCCUAAUUGUAGCACCAUUGAGAUGUGCUAACGGGAGCCAGUCCGUCCGAUUUGGAGUCGGUUUUGACACGCUAUUGCGGGAUAUUGUAUAAUAGACCUUCUACAUUUGCUCGUUUGGAAGGAUUCACUUACAUCUUGUUCGCAUUCUUGAAAGUAUAUUGGAGGGUGUCAAACGGCGACAGUAUAUGCCCAAGCCCUGAU
This is a messenger RNA of Mytilinidion resinicola, 922 nucleotides long. Its product is annotated as HIT-like protein. The record is from RefSeq and is a predicted model, not a curated record. Gene Ontology annotation, molecular function: catalytic activity. Bases 113 to 517 code for a protein of 134 amino acids. NCBI's taxonomy places the organism in Eukaryota, Fungi, Ascomycota, Dothideomycetes, Mytilinidiales, Mytilinidiaceae. Gene Ontology annotation, biological process: nucleotide metabolic process. The transcript has 5 exons.